Oldenlandia corymbosa var. corymbosa is the source of this 312-nucleotide messenger RNA. NCBI's taxonomy places the organism in Eukaryota, Viridiplantae, Streptophyta, Magnoliopsida, Gentianales, Rubiaceae. The record is from the annotation of a GenBank genome assembly.
AUGGAAGAGGAUGUGGUGAAAACUGAAGAGGAAGAAUUCAGUACUGGGCCUUUGAAUAUUUUGAUGAUGAGCGUGAAGAACAACACGCAGGUGCUGAUAAACUGCCGGAACAACAGGAAGCUUCUUGGCCGUGUGAGGGCAUUUGACAGGCAUUGCAAUAUGGUACUUGAGAACGUUAGGGAGCUUUGGACUGAGGUGCCUAAGACGGGAAAAGGCAAGAGCAAAGCCAUGGAAGUGAACAAGGACAGGUUCAUCAGCAAGAUGUUCCUCCGUGGGGAUUCUGUGAUCAUUGUUCUUCGCAAUCCCCAGUGA